This is a messenger RNA of Phialemonium atrogriseum, 408 nucleotides long. RefSeq lists its product as uncharacterized. NCBI's taxonomy places the organism in Eukaryota, Fungi, Ascomycota, Sordariomycetes, Cephalothecales, Cephalothecaceae. The record is from RefSeq and is a predicted model, not a curated record. Bases 1 to 408 code for a protein of 135 amino acids. The transcript has a single exon.
AUGCUCUGGGCCAAGCUCCCCCUCCUCCUGCACACCAUAAUCGAGACAGCCGCAGCCCUCUCCUUCAUCUGCAAGCCCGAAGCACAGCUGCCGGCCGCCUCGGACGACGCGAGGCUCAUCCUCCAGAGUUACGGCGGCCUGCUCCUGUCCUCCAACAUCCUCUGCGUCCUCUUCCUCGCCCGCCCGGGCCUCGACUCCGCCACCGGCCUGGUCGCCCUCGGCGUGGCGUCGUACCACCUGUGGCCCGCGCGGAGGGCGUUCGUGAGGAUCCACCGCGGGAUCGGGAUUGGGGCCGAGCAACGGCGGCAGACGCGGGUCCUGGGCGGCCCGUCGUUUCAUUUUGUUGUGCAUGUUGUGUGUUUCGUUGCUCUUAUGGGGACCGGCUUGGUUGGGCUGCGGAGCGCAUGA